This is a messenger RNA of Paecilomyces variotii, 2896 nucleotides long. RefSeq names its product putative actin polymerization protein Bzz1. Bases 235 to 2439 code for a protein of 734 amino acids. Gene Ontology annotation, biological process: regulation of actin filament polymerization. NCBI's taxonomy places the organism in Eukaryota, Fungi, Ascomycota, Eurotiomycetes, Eurotiales, Thermoascaceae. The record is from RefSeq and is a predicted model, not a curated record. Gene Ontology annotation, molecular function: protein binding. The transcript is spliced from 6 exons.
CCCAGCAUUCACGCGUGGAUACUCUAAGGAACCGCCGCAAUCAAGUAUUAUCCUCUGAAUCCUACACAUCACCGUGCUUGCGCCGUGUCAACAAGAGAGCAGAUCUUGCUGCAGAUCAGGGGGCCGAUGACGCCUCUACUGACCGCCUGCCAGCAUUAGCCUUCCACUUACUUCCAGCUGGUUCAUACCUCCCAUGCGCUUGUGAUUCAAGAUACAAACAGGCUCCAACUAGGCAUGGCGCAGUCCAAUAUCACCCCCCAAUUUGGGGCGGAGUUGAAGGAUGCAUUCAAACCAAUUAACGCAUGGGUCUCUAGCGGAAUUUCGUGGUUGGAUGAGAUACAACAAUUCUAUCGAGAAAGAAGCGCUAUCGAGAAGGAAUAUGCCACGAAGCUGACUGCUUUGUGUAAGAAAUACUCGGAUCGAAAGGCGAAGAAGUCGAGCAGUCUGAGCGUAGGAGAUACCCCGAGCAUGACUCCGGGUUCUCUUGAAUGCGCUUCCUUGACGACAUGGUCGGCCCAACUGACGGCCGUCGAGGCUCAUGCUGCGGAGCGCGACAGAUUCGGGACGGAGUUGGUGGCACAGGUUGCAGAACCCCUCAAAGUCGCAGCAGUUCAAUAUGAAGACCUCCGGAAAUGCCACGCAGACUACUAUGCGAAACUCGAGAAAGAACGGGAUGCGUCGUACGGCGACCUGAAGAAGGUCAAAGGGAAGUACGAUGCCGCGUGCCAGGAAGUCGAGAACAGACGCAAGAAGAUGGAAUCUUCCUUUGAUCAUGGAAAAGCCAAAGCGCAGAAUGCAUAUCAACAACAGAUCCUGGAGAUGAAUAACGUUAAGAAUACCUACCUCAUCAGCAUCAAUGUGACGAAUAAGCUGAAGGAAAAGUACUAUAACGAGUACGUGCCGGAGGUGUUGGAUAGCCUUCAAGACCUGAACGAGACAAGGGUUGCAAAGUUGGACACAUUGUGGUCUUUGGCAGCACAGCUGGAGCUGUCAUCGCUCUCGAGGAGUACGGAACACAUCAAAAACCUGUCUAAUGAGAUACCUCGUAACGAACCGCGGCUCGACUCCCUCAUGUUCAUGCGUCACAAUGUCACUCAAUGGCAGGAUCCUCCGGACAUGGCUUUUGAGCCAAGUCCUGUCUGGCACGACGACGACGCCAUCGUGACGGAUGAAGCAGCGAAGGUCUUCCUCCGUAAUCUGCUAACUAAGAGCAAAGGACAAGUAAGAGAGCUAAAGAUGGAGGUUGACUCGAAGCGACGGGAAGUCGAGAGCGCAAGGCGAGUCAGGCAGAAUGUGAGGCAAGGAAAGGACAACAGGGAUGAGGUCGAGGCUGUAAAGUCUAUGUUCUUCCUCCAAGACGCAUUACAUGAGGUAGAUCGCAGGCGCCUCACAUCAGAGGUUGAGAUGUCGACGAUCAUUUCUGCAGUCGGCGACGUGUCACUUGGAGCGAAGAAUCACAAUUUCAGAUCCCAGACAUUCAAGAUACCCACCAACUGUGAUCUUUGUGGUGAGCGCAUUUGGGGACUGUCAGCCAAAGGCUUUGACUGCCGUGAUUGCGGAUACACUUGCCACAGCAAGUGUCAAAUGAAGGUGCCGGCCGAGUGCCCCGGAGAGCAAACAAAAGAGGAAAAGAAAAAACUCAAGGCGGAGCGACAAGAGGCGGCCAAUGCUAAGCCUGUCUAUGAGACUGCGUCGCCCGAUAGUGCCUCUGAUAUGCCGUCACUAAGCCGACGAGACACCAUGAACUCCCUGAGUUCCGGUUACGCGGCUAGUGCGACGAGGUCCAUCUCUGCAUCAACUACCAAGCCAGAACUUUCUACAUCCUCAGCUUCGAUCAAUAAACCUGCUCCGGUGAAAAGAAGCCGAGUCGUAGCACCCCCGCCUGCGCAGUACGCUCCUCCCGCCAACGGCUCAGGCUCUGUCCUUGGUACCUCGCUCAAGUCCAGUGAGCCAAGGGGAAGAAUGCUUUACCAAUACCAAGCGAAUGGCGAAGGUGAAAUCAGUGUUGGAGAAGGCCAAGAUGUGGCCCUAGUCGAACCAGAUGAUGGCUCCGGCUGGAUAAGCGUUCGUGCCGGUUCUCAAGAGGGCCUGGUCCCUGCCUCGUAUGUCGAGAUUUUUCCACCAUCCUCUCCCGUCCCAUCUGCUAGUCCUGGUCUGGCUGAUCGUCCCGCCUCGACAUAUUCCAACUCGUCGGCGUCGCAAGCAGGAAGCGUAGCAACGAAGCGUGUUGGUCCUGCCGUCGCGCCCAAGAGAGGUGCUAAGAAACUGCAAUAUGUCGAGGCGCUAUAUGAUUACGAGGCCCGUAGCGACGCGGAAUGGAGCAUGGUUGAAGGUGACCGUUUCGUCUUGAUCAAUCGAGAUAGCGGUAAUGGAUGGGCUGAUGUCGAGAGAGGUGGGCAAACAAAGAGUGUUCCCGCAAACUACAUUCAGGAAGUGUAGUUUUGCAGGUUUCCGCUCAUAAAGUGCUGGACGGCAGCCUUUGACGGUAUGAGACGGCGGUUGUGGGAUGUUUGCUGUGAGUAGACUUCUUUGUUGGUUCAUAUACAUACUGGCGUCAUUGAUCCUUGUGCAUUAUCACUUGGCAGGCGUGUAAAUCUUGGACUUUAGAGAUUCAUGUGACGCCCGCCACUGUUGUGGUAAAAUUUUUGGUUUAUAUCCGAUACCUCCCACUUCUUGGGCUCACCAUGUUGCAUUCUAUCCUUUGGUUGCUUUCAACUCAUACUCGUAUAUGUUACCAAGUCAUGUUGCCCUUUCUAUCCCUCUUGCCCUCAUGGAACAGCACGAAGCCUUUGAUAGACUAUGUUAUCAUUGGUUACAACAAGAUACUCAUGUAUAGCUCACAUUCAAAUGAUAUCCUUAUAUAAUUCCAUUUAAUCAGUUUGGUUUUUGAAUUAAU